AUGCUGGAUCAUCUCCGCUACGACUCACUAGGCUGUAAUGGGAACGAGGUCAGCCCUUCUUGUAUUUCACCUAUCCAUACUCCUAAUCAGAGCGCUCUCCGCAUAACAGCCGUCAAGAUAUCCAACCUUAGCCUGCACGCAUUCCCGCUGCAGCAUGUUCACAGACAACUAGCCGCACGUCUCGGGUCGCCGUUCCCUCAAGGACCUCAUCAAGCCGUGGAGCCCAACCUGUUCCGUCCUCUCAAAAUGAAGGGCGGGUACCACGUCGCGUGCCAGGCGUCGCACGGCGACAGGUUCGCAUCAACGGUGACCAAGCCGUCGCUCAAUGAGUACGGCUUCCUCAAGACGCCCGCAUUCGCGCCGCGGUUCGCCGGCAGGAACAGGGCGGACCCAGAGGACAAAAAAGGAUAUUUAGAAGAGGCUGUAGAGAAGCCGUACUUUUCCAUGUACGGCCGCAGUCAUAUGGGCAAGCCUACGAGUCCGCAAGACAAAACCGGCUACGAGCCCCGCUACAUGCAGCUCAGCCGCGAGCGAUACGGUGCCCACCGCGCCACGCCCAAGAUCUGGGCCGAGGUGAUGGAGACCUACUACAGCGUAAUCUCCCUCUUCAACGACCAGUUCAGGCACGUGGUUGAGCGGACAAGGGCGCUGGGGGCACUGGCACUCGACCGUGACGCCCUUGUUCACCGACCACGUCGAAUAGGGGGCCUCGUGCCGACACUGUUCCCGUUUGCAGGCGUCGGGGAGUAUUCCCCGCACUGCGGCGUCUCGCUCGCAGAUAUUUUGACUUUGGAAGGACGGGAUGCUGAGUCGGGCGGCGUCAAGAAGCACAAGGAGUUUGCCUUCCUCGAGGGCGGGUUCCUGACGAGCGAGGAGCCGCUGCUCGAGUAG
Molecule: messenger RNA, 891 nt
Organism: Colletotrichum orchidophilum
Lineage: Eukaryota; Fungi; Ascomycota; Sordariomycetes; Glomerellales; Glomerellaceae
Product: sulfatase
Exons: 4
Coding region: 1-891 (296 amino acids)
Source: RefSeq, a predicted model, not a curated record